CAACAAAACGUUAUGUUUUUGUUUUGGUCCGUUGAAAUAAGUUUUGUUUAUCAGAACUCCAAAACAAUUUUCCGCAAUCUGAAAGACACAGAAGAGCAAUGUCCUUAUUAGAAAUCGACAGACGGUCGUGUCGUAUCUGUAUUAGCAGCUCCAACGGGAUAGUUUCUCUUAAUGAAAUCGUAAAUGGAAAAAGUCUGGCAGAAAUGUUACGUUAUUGUGUUAAACUAGAGAUUUUUGAAAACGAUGACCUACCAUUCCAAUGUUGUGCGAAUUGCAAAUCUGAUCUCGUUGUAGCGUAUAAUUUGGUGAUACGCUGCAAGGAAUCGGAUGCUUUGUUUCGGAAUCACGCAAAAAACAGCAAAGAUGCUAUGGGAUUAACAUCAUUUGAGUCUACCAAUUUGAGAACAGACUAUCAGUUGAAAACGGAGUUCAAGGCGGAAAAGGAACGUAUAUACGCAGAACCGAUACCAGAUUUGCUUGCAUUGAGUAGUGAACUAUCGAACAAUCUGAAAUGCGAUGAUAGUGGGAGCUCAUCAAGUGAUACUAAUGGGAAUGAUGAUUACGAUGACGAUGAUAAAAUCGGCGAGGAAUAUAUUCAAGAGGAUGCUAAGGAAGAUGAGAAUGUGACAAAUCAAGAAAACGACGUGGAUGAUAUUGUAUGUGAACGGAAACGUAGGAGGUAUGUUAAGAAAAAAUCCUCUUCUUCCCCCAAACGAUGCUGCAAAUGCAGGAUGCGUUUGGAAAAUAUGGAGCAAGUCGAGCAACAUUCUAAAAUGCAUAUAGAAUCGAGAAUUAGCGACAAGCAAAAAAUUGCUGCUAGACCGUUUGAAUGCUCGGUUUGCUUUAAACGGUAUACUAAGAAACGAGCUUUACUUCUUCAUCAACGAGAAAUGUUCAUGGAGAAACAAUUUCGAUGCGAUGAAUGUGAUGAAGAUUUUCUCACAGAAGCCCAAUUAGAGGACCAUAAAGAAACUCAUGAUAAAGACAGCAGUGGUAGAAAGGGACAGCUUCCAAAAUGCUGUGCUUGUUACCAACAGUUUGAGUCCGAAGAAUUGUUGAAAAAACAUGCAGACGAAAUUCACCUGCCAGAAAGCCAAACUUCCACAAGCGAUAAUGAAAACCAAUUCACUUGUGACAUUUGCCACCGUAGAUACAAAACGAAACGGAUAUUGUUGGAUCACAAGUCAAAGCCAUACCGCACCAAGCAAUAUCAAUGUGCCCAAUGUGGGAGAAUAUUCCGGGACAAAUGUGCCCUCUCCGAUCACGAACGUUGUCACCAGGGAGAGCGUCCUUUCGUCUGCCCGGUUUGCUCGAAAACAUUCGCCAUAAAGGACUCGUACAGAAAACAUGUGAAAUCGCAUUCUAUAGAAGAUGAUCGUUUCAAAUGUGAAGUUUGCGGGAAGGGGUUCAAAACGAAGGGGAACUUGAAAGAUCACUACAUUACGCAUGCAUCGGAUUAUCGGCCGCUGAGCUGUAGUCUGUGUUCAGCAACAUUCGCGCGAAAGUCAUGUCUCAAAUCACACAUGAGGAUGCACACCGGCGAGAAGCCUUUCCAGUGCAAUAUGUGCGAUGCAAGUUAUGCAUUUUCGAGCGACCUCAAACGCCACAUUAUGGCACAUAAGGGGAUAAAACCGUACAUUUGUAAUGUAUGCGGGAGAGGAUACCCAAGACAGGACUAUCUGCGUAAACAUUUGGCAUCGCAUAAUGCAAACAGUUGAACAAUAGUUUUUACUGAUGCAUCCGAUAUCAUUGUUAUGUCAAUAAAG
Molecule: messenger RNA, 1766 nt
Organism: Toxorhynchites rutilus septentrionalis
Lineage: Eukaryota; Metazoa; Arthropoda; Insecta; Diptera; Culicidae
Product: zinc finger protein OZF-like
Exons: 3
Coding region: 99-1718 (539 amino acids)
Cellular component (GO): nucleus
Molecular function (GO): zinc ion binding
Source: RefSeq, a predicted model, not a curated record